UGCUGUUGGCAGAACGAAGAUCUGCGAGCAACCCGGCCAACAUGGAGAGAAAAGUUCUAGCUCUUCAAGCGAGGAAGAAGAGGGCAAAAGCGAAGAAGUCCAGCAAGAAGCAUCCUGCCCACCCUAGGGGGACAGCAGCCCAGCAGCAGCCCCAGCCAGAGGCCUCUCCCCAGGAGCCAGAUGAGCCUGAGGAGAUCCUAGGCUCUGAUGACGAGGAGCAGGAAGACCCCAACGACUACUGCAAAGGUGGCUACCACUAUGUAAAGAUAGGAGACCUGUUCAAUGGGAGGUACCAUGUGAUCAGGAAGCUGGGCUGGGGACACUUCUCCACUGUGUGGCUGGCCUGGGACAUACAGCUGAAGCGGUUUGUGGCUAUGAAGGUUGUGAAGAGUGCAGAGCAUUACACCGAGACAGCCGUGGAUGAGAUCAAACUGCUCAGAUCUGUGAGAAACACGGACCCUGACGAUCCCAAGAGGGAGAUGGUGGUUCAGCUACUGGAUGACUUCAAGAUCUCCGGCAUCAACGGGACUCAUGUGUGCAUGGUGUUUGAGGUGCUGGGGCACCACCUACUGAAGUGGAUCAUCAAGUCCAACUACCAGGGCCUUCCUCUGCCCUGCGUCAAGAGCAUCAUACGCCAGGUUCUUCAAGGCCUGGACUACCUUCACACCAAGUGUGAGAUCAUCCACACUGACAUCAAGCCAGAGAACAUCCUGUUGACGGUGAAUGAGCCCUAUGUGAGGAGGCUGGCCGCGGAGGCUACGGAGUGGCAGAAAGCAGGGGCUCCCCCACCCUCGGGGUCCGCAGUCAGCACAGCGCCAGCUCCAAAAGCAGUGGCCAAAAUGUCCAAGAACAAGAAGAAGAAGUUAAAGAAGAAGCAGAAGCGUCAGGCGGAGCUAUUGGAGAAGUGCAUUCUGGAUCUGGAGGAGAUGGAAAAGGCUCCGGGGAGGGGAGAUGAGGAGGAGGAGGAGGAUGAUGAAGAGGACCCAGAGUCUCCAGUCUCUUCCAAACAGCAGCGGCCAUAUUGUGCUCCUCUCAGACAGGUUUCCUUACAGGAGAUAGCCAGCCAAGACACAACCGCGUACAUUGCGGGUGCGGCGGUGACGCAAUUCGUACCAGAAAGCAUAAUAACUGAGGUAGAGGUGAACUUUAACGGCCUUCAUCCUGAGGAAGAGGAAGAUGAAACAGAGAGGAAGGCACAGUGGAAGGAGGAAGACCAACACAACGGUAACACAGACCCAGCAGAGGAUCACUGUCUUCUUCAGGAGUCAAACCCACAGGAGUCAAUAUUAUCAAACCCACAGGAGUCAAUAUUAUCAAACCCACAGGAGUCAAUAUUAUCAAACCCACAGGAGUCAAUAUUAUCAAACCCACAGGAGUUAAAAAAGGUGUCACAUGGUCAGGAGUUCAAAAAGGUGUCACAUGGUCAGGAGUCUCCACCUCCUCAACCCGUGUGUAACGGUCUGGUGUCCCCAGAAACAGAGGAGCCUAAGACCCCAGAGAGUGAGGAGGGGAGUGGAGCACUGCACAGGAAGGUGACUCAGGUAAAGAGAGAAGCAUCUGAGAUGGAGUCAACAAGCUUCAGGGUACGGGAGGAGGAGGAGGAGGAGGAACUGUCACCGGAGGAGGAGGAACAGAAGAAUCAGGAGGAAGUCACAGAGGAGGCGCAGGAUAGGAGUUGGGAGGAGCAGAACAGGAGUCAUGAGGAGGAGGCCACAGAGAUGCUGGAUAACAUCCAGUAUGGAGGGGAACAGGAGAAGAAGAAUCAGGAGGAAGUCACAGAGGAGGCGCAGGAUAGGAGUUGGGAGGAGGAGGAGGAGCAGGACAGGAGUCAUGAGGAGGAGGAGGCCACAGAGAUGCUGGAUAACAUCCAGUAUGAAGGGGAACAGGAGAGUCUGAAGGAUGCCAAACUAGCAGCAGGAAACCUCCUGGUCAACCCCCUGGAGCCACUUAAUGCAGGCAGACUGAAGGUCAAGAUAGCGGACCUGGGGAACGCCUGCUGGGUGCACAAGCACUUUACAGAAGACAUUCAGACGAGACAGUACCGUUCUCUAGAGGUGCUCAUUGGGUCUGGCUACAACACACCAGCUGACAUAUGGAGUACAGCCUGCAUGGCGUUUGAGCUGGCCACUGGGGACUACUUGUUUGAGCCCCAUUCCGGGGAAGAUUACUCCAGGGACGAAGACCAUAUUGCAUUGAUCAUUGAGCUGCUGGGGCAAGUCCCACGCAAACUCAUAACGGCUGGGAAAUAUUCCAAGGAUUUUUUCACCAAAAAAGGUGACCUGAAGCACAUCACCAAGCUGAAGCCAUGGGGGUUACUAGAGGUGCUGCAGGAUAAGUAUGAGUGGCCCAAAGAGGAGACUGAUUGUUUCGCCGACUUCCUCCUCCCCAUGCUGGAGCUGGUACCAGAGAAGAGGGCCACGGCCGCAGACUGCCUGCGCCACCCCUGGAUCGCCCCCCAGUGACAGCCUCCAGUACUGCAAAUCAAAAUGCCUGUUCAGUAGGCAAACAUUGGAAUGUUGCAGAUAACUGUCAUGACGUGAGGUGACAUGAUUCCCUUUUCUACAUGUCAUAGAGGCAUUAAUGUUUCUAUCAGAACAUUCCAGAACGUUUUGUCCUGCUGAAUGCACCCCCUUGGCCUGUAUUGCCCUCCCCAAUGGAGCCUUCCAACCACUGCAAUGUAAAACCAUGUGGCCAUGUUCAGGAGGAUGUAAAGUUACUGAACCUUCAGAUGUAUGGCGUUGAACAGAGAUACGAUCAUCUGUCAAAUAGAAUAGGGAAUUGGGUCCACUUUAUUCAUUCAAUUUCUAUCUUCAAUGUUGCGUUAUUUUUUUUUUUUUUUGUCAUUUAGCAGACACGCUUAUCCAGAGCAACUAAGUGUCUGCUAAAUGAGUGAAAAGUAAAAUGAGCGUUUCAUUUUCCUAAAUACACCCCUGGAUGUAUUCCCUCUAGUGGUCAUCUCUGGUCACUGCGGUGCAAAUUAAACCCCUCACAAGAGACUUGUUGCAACAGAGCACUUUCCAAUUCAACCAUAUCUGAGAUGACUUAUUUAUUUCUGUUUUUUGAUUUGUUUUGUUACAUUGUGUUCUUAUUAUCAUCAUCAAGGAGUGUCUGUAAGCUUUUAUUUGUUUUCUUUGUACUGAUUCUGUUUAAGUAAGCCAGUAGGCAACAUUGGUUUAUGGUCAUUUUGGCAGUCCAGAAUUCUGUGCUCCCGUACACUACUCACUUGUAAGAGGACUUGUCUUUGUAAUUGUUGUUAUUGUGACUCACCAUCUUGUUUCGUUUUAUACUUGCACAAGACCUGGAAAAGAUCAAUGAACUGCCCUUCACUUUUGUAGUCCUGUUUCCGUUAAAUAACUUGAUACCACUAGUUUUCUUUCCUCUGAUAAAUGUCAUUGAUGUCUGUCUGUGUUACACCUUCACCCGUAAGGCAUUUGUGUUUUGUAUUACGCGUACUAUUAGGAAGUUGCACAUAAUGCAGAUGAACGGACUCGUAGGCUUCACUCUACUCUCUUUUCUGACUGAACUAUUUGUAGGUCGUCACCACCCGUAAAUACAACGAAGGACUGUCUUGCUAUUUUUAGAUCAGCCAGUAAAAACCAUAUUACCUGACAAUGUUCAGAAUCUGUUAUAAUACUAACUUUUCAUAUAUUCACUUUCAGCCAAUGGGAGACUAGUUUUGUGGGUUUAAUUAAGUAAUAUGUUCAUAACACCAGCCGAAAGAAGAGAAAUUGUGAGAAGAUAUAUAAAAUGUGUGUAUAUAUAUAUAAAUAACUACCAAGGAAUUUGCCUUUCUGUAUAUUACAGCCGUGUACAGUUUUUAACAAAUCCUAGUGUGUGGCUGAAAUGGCACCCUUUUCCCUAUGUAGUGCCCUAUGAAAUAGGGUGCCAUUUAGGGUGCACCCUACUAUGUCUGGGUAGUAUUGUGUCAAUAAAGCAUAUGGAAGAAGUGUGCAAGCUC
Salvelinus namaycush (lake trout) is the source of this 3958-nucleotide messenger RNA. Its product is annotated as SRSF protein kinase 1-like. Bases 42 to 2462 code for a protein of 806 amino acids. The record is from RefSeq and is a predicted model, not a curated record. The transcript has 15 exons. Gene Ontology annotation, molecular function: protein kinase activity; ATP binding. Lineage: Eukaryota; Metazoa; Chordata; Actinopteri; Salmoniformes; Salmonidae. Gene Ontology annotation, biological process: protein phosphorylation; spliceosomal complex assembly; regulation of mRNA processing.